Molecule: messenger RNA, 642 nt
Organism: Fomitiporia mediterranea MF3/22
Lineage: Eukaryota; Fungi; Basidiomycota; Agaricomycetes; Hymenochaetales; Hymenochaetaceae
Exons: 1
Coding region: 1-642 (213 amino acids)
Source: RefSeq, a predicted model, not a curated record
AUGACCUCAGUCUCCGAUCCGCGUUCACUUCUGGGUCUUUCUCCCUUCGUGGCACCCUUGCUGGAGUAUCUUGAGCAACUAACACGAUUGGCGAAAGCCGAUCAAGUACCUGCGCCAGAGGUCAAAUCUUAUUCUGAUGCCCUCUAUCAUAACUAUUAUACUUUGGGCAUAAGUUUAAUGUUUGUGGCCAACGACGGCUCGAAAUCCAUCAAGAACAUCGAUGCACGAAGCGAGAAACUAGCGCUCGAUAGUAUAGACAUCUACAAUCCUGAGAUAGACGACGAGAAGAAAGAUUCUAAAAUGCCGAGCACGGGUUUGAGUGCCCAGACCUACUCAAUAUAUCCUGGCUUGCCCCUCGUACUUUCGCUUCCACCAUCGACGGACGAGCAGAAGGCGAGGCAGGAGGAGAUCACACUAUCCGCAUUGUCGACCGGAAAGGAUAUCGUGGGUGCUCUGGGUGAACCUGACAGAAAGGGAGGCGGAGCAGGCCCGUCAUCCGGAUCGAUUGGCAUCUGGUGCGAGUGGGCGAAGGAUGGAAUUAUGGUCGAGUUCGGAGGACCAAAUGCUACAGGACCGCAGGCUUGGGAACGAGGGAAAGAGGCGAAAUGGAAGGUUUUGACAUUAUUCUGGAGGAAAACAUAG